GGUCUGUAGAGGCGCCAGCGAGAGUGGUCAGACAGAGGCUCGCCUCCAGGGCUGCCUCCGAUUGGCUGCCGCUGACACGUGGGGGGGGGGGGAGGUACGGAGGGGGAGAGAGUGAGCGGUGGCGGCAUGCAUACGUCGGCGGCCGGUGCGACGCCCGGUCAGUAGCUGAUCACAGACGGCCAGUGGUGGUGUGAACGGUGUAAACAUUUCGUCACCUCAUAGGCUCGGUGACAUAGUAACCGGCGAAUUCAGUGUGAUUGAAACCAGUGCUAUCGCUUCUCCGUCGGCCUGAACUAGUGAUCUCCGAGGGCUCGGUUCUAUCUCUCUACCUGCACCAUGCUGAGCACGCUGAGCAGGUGCCUACGCGGCGCUGGCCGUCGGGCAAGAGCGGCUUCCAGUCGCCACCUCACCACCAGCGCGAGAACGGCCGAGAUCAUCGCCCGAGAGGCCCGACACGGCGCCUCCAACUACGCACCCCUCCCGGUGGCUCUGGCACGCGGCGAGGGCGCCGUGGUUUGGGACGUCGACGACAAGCGCUACUACGACUUUCUGUCGGCUUAUUCAGCAGUGAAUCAGGGUCACUGUCACCCUCGCAUUGUGCAGGCCCUGACGUCACAGGCGCAUACGCUGACGCUCACGUCACGUGCCUUCUACAACACGGAGCUGGGAGAGUAUGAAGAGUAUGCCACUCAGCUGUUCGGCUUCGACAAGCUGCUGCCGAUGAACACUGGCGUCGAGGGUGGAGAAACCGCCAACAAGAUGGCCCGUAAGUGGGGCUACAUGCGCAAAGGAAUCCCCCAGAAUGAGGCGAGGAUCAUCUUCUGCGAGAACAACUUCUGGGGGAGAACGCUGAGUGCCGUGUCGUCUUCUACCGAUCCGACCGCUUACACCAACUAUGGUCCCUUCAUGCCCGGCUACGACAUCAUUCCCUUCAACGACCUCGCCGCUCUGGAGGAGGCCUGCAAGGACCAACGUGUGGCAGCCUUCAUGGUGGAGCCCAUCCAGGGCGAGGCGGGAGUGGUGGUUCCCGAUGAGGGAUACCUGCGUGGCGUGCGAGACGUCUGCAGCAGACACAACGUGCUCUUCAUCGCCGAUGAGGUGCAGACGGGUCUUGCACGCACCGGUCGCCGGCUGGCCUGCGAUCAUGAGGACGUGAAGCCCGACAUCCUCAUCCUGGGCAAGGCUCUGUCGGGUGGUGUACUUCCCGUAUCUGCCUGCCUUGCUAACGACGAAGUGAUGGGUUGCAUCACCCCAGGAACUCACGGUUCUACAUACGGCGGCAACCCUCUGGCCUGUCGCGUUGCCAUGGCUGCUCUUGAAGUCAUGGAGGAGGAGAAGCUGGCUGAGCGCGCGCACCAUCUCGGAAAGCUCCUGCGGUCCGAGCUGUCCAAGAUUCCUUCAGACGCCGUCACCACGGUGCGAGGGAAGGGCUUGAUGAACGCAGUGGUGAUUGCGCCGGGUCUGGAUGCCUGGCAGGUGUGUUUGAGGCUGGCGGAGAACGGGCUGCUUGCCAAACCGACCCACGGGGACAUCAUCCGUCUGGCUCCUCCACUGGUCAUCUCGGAGGAGCAGCUGCUGGAGUGUGCCGACAUCAUUAAACGCACCAUCCAGUCCAUGUGAGCAAGCUACACAAAACUGCUCAGCCGUCAACGAUGCCAGUGGCAUGACAUCGCCAUCGCGCAUACCAAUUUAAUCCGCUUUUCUGAAGAAUGAUGAAUUGUGUCAAGUGUCGACUGUCAGCAUGAUAUUCUAGUGGCCAUACAUGCGGCUCGGACUGAAACGAAGAAAAGCGUCAUGUGACGACAGCUUUGUCCUUGAGGUGAUUGAUGUCAAUGACAUAACGAUAUAAUUGAAGCUUCAUGAAGUGCGAAACACUUGAUAGAGCCGUCAACAUCAUGGCAAGUUUCCGAAUUUGUAUAUUCUCUAUGUAGCAGGAGCUUCUAGCAGGGCUGAUACCUAAUACUCAUAAAAGUGUGCUUAAUAUGAACUUUAUGUGAGCCAAUCCGAAAAAUAACGAUCAUAAAUGUAAUACGCCAGUGUGGGCCUUAAUGACGGCAAUGUGUAAUAUUCACGGGAAAGGUACCAUGUCCAGUAUCCGCUGCCGGAUUGUGCCAUUUAAUAGUUGUGCUCUGCGCUGUUUGCACUUUUAGCGUUUAGUUUUAUCUCCUGUUUAAUCAUGGGCCCGCCCGUCUCGGAUGGGCUUUGUCCCUUGUUCCCAGUCUACUGCGCAGUGCGCUUGUGGAUAUAAAUGGGUUGAGGGUGGCUGUCGCUAUUAUACGACUCUAGGCGGCAGAGCCUGUCCCGGCCACUUGACAGUCAGCAUGUCCUUGCUGCUAAACAAGACGGCUGCAGUAUCAGCAGUUCACAAAUAAACCACCCCCACAUCGAUAUAACAUUCCAAAUUUAGUUUAUGUGCACUUGGAUCGUAUGUGUCAAGUCGAAAACUACAGGAUGAGUAUUGUCAUCAGUAAAGAGAGCUUGUGACCGAUAUGUGCGACGCGACAUUUUAUACCGAUUUACAGAAGAACCGUACUCAUAUGUUGAUUUGUGACGGAGUGGUAAAUAAUGUGCGUGCUUUGUACUUUUCUAUAAUACAUGUCUGACCUACA
Messenger RNA from Amphibalanus amphitrite, 2609 nucleotides. RefSeq names its product ornithine aminotransferase, mitochondrial-like. Gene Ontology annotation, cellular component: cytoplasm. Gene Ontology annotation, molecular function: pyridoxal phosphate binding; L-ornithine transaminase activity; identical protein binding. The transcript has a single exon. Bases 337 to 1620 code for a protein of 427 amino acids. NCBI's taxonomy places the organism in Eukaryota, Metazoa, Arthropoda, Thecostraca, Balanomorpha, Balanidae. The record is from RefSeq and is a predicted model, not a curated record.